Molecule: messenger RNA, 1990 nt
Organism: Triticum aestivum (bread wheat)
Lineage: Eukaryota; Viridiplantae; Streptophyta; Magnoliopsida; Poales; Poaceae
Product: receptor-like cytoplasmic kinase 176
Exons: 6
Coding region: 409-1623 (404 amino acids)
Biological process (GO): protein phosphorylation
Molecular function (GO): protein kinase activity; ATP binding
Source: RefSeq, a predicted model, not a curated record
UGUAUCGGGUUCGCCUCCCUCCCCCUCCCCCUGCCUGCACUGUCCCAUCGCUCGCUCGCUCGCUUUCUCGCCCGCUCGGUGGCGGUCGUGGGGGAGAAAGUUGCCGGCCGGCCAGCGCACGGGGAAAAGGCGCACAUACUUUCUUUCUUUCUUUCCACCGCCGCCCUCCUCCUCCUCCCGGAGGAGUUCCGAUUCCCCCUCUCUUUCUCUCUCUUCUUUCUCUCUCUCUUUCUUGCUCUGCUCUGGAAGCAGGGGGUCCUGAUUUGGGCGCGGGCGCCGUCCGCCGUGAUUCGGUUCGGCUGAUUUGGGAGGUCUGCUCGUUUGAUCCGGGUUCGCUGAUUGGUUGAUUGAUUGAUUGGUUGGUUCAUCUCCGGCGGCUCGAUUUGAGGGCCGGUCGGCUUGGUCGCCAUGGGGAACUGCUGGGGCGCCAAGAUCAGCUCCGACACCUCCUCCUCCUCCUCCCCUUCAGGGACGAAUUCCAAGUAUGCUACUAGGAAUGGGGCGGCCUUGAGCAGCUCCAGCAGCUAUGCCUCCGCGGCGUCAGUGCCACGGAGCGAGGGUGAGAUUCUGGAGUCAGCCAAUGUCAAGGCCUUCUCUUUCAAUGAGCUGAGGACCGCCACGAGAAACUUCCGUCCGGACAGUGUGCUAGGCGAGGGAGGGUUCGGGUCAGUCUUCAAGGGGUGGAUCGAUGAGAAGACCCUCACCCCAACUAAGCCAGGCACCGGGAUGGUCAUUGCUGUAAAGAAGCUUAACCAGGAAAGCUAUCAGGGCCAUAGGGAAUGGCUGGCUGAAGUGAAUUACCUUGGACAACUAUCGCACCCGAAUCUUGUAAAGCUCGUUGGGUACUGUGUCGAAGACGAACAGCGGCUUCUCGUCUACGAGUUCAUGCCCCGUGGGAGUUUAGAGAAUCAUCUAUUCAGGAGGAGUACACAUUUCCAGCCGCUCUCCUGGAACCUUCGGAUGAAAAUUGCCCAUGGAGCAGCAAAAGGGCUCGCGUUUCUCCACAGUGACAAGGCCAAAGUCAUCUACCGCGAUUUCAAAACCUCUAAUAUCCUCCUAGAUGCGAACUAUGACGCAAAGCUCUCAGAUUUCGGCCUGGCGAAGGACGGACCGACGGGUGACAAGAGCCAUGUGUCCACAAGGGUGAUGGGGACAUAUGGGUAUGCUGCACCAGAAUACCUUGCAACAGGCCACCUGACCACGAAGAGCGACGUGUACAGCUUCGGCGUGGUCCUCCUGGAGAUGCUCUCGGGGCGUCGCGCGGUGGACAAGAACCGGCCGACCGGCGAGCACAACCUGGUGGAGUGGGCGCGGCCGUACCUGACAAGCAAGCGGCGCAUCUUCCGCGUCCUGGACCCCCGUCUGGGCGGGCAGUACUCCCUCGCCAAGGCCCAGAAGGCGGCGUCGCUGGCGCUGCAGUGCCUCUCGGUGGACUCGAGGAACAGGCCGAGCAUGGAGCAGGUCGUCGUGGUGCUGGAGCAGCUCCACGACGCCAAGGAGGGAGGGAACAGCCCUCGCCCGCAGCUGCAGAGAAAGCCGAGCAGCAACCGGGGCGUGAACGGCUCGAGAUCGUCGUCGACCAAGGGGAACAACAAGAAGCCCGCCUCACCGAGACCGGUUUGACCGUGCGAGUGGGAUCACAUAGCAGAAUCUACUAGAGAGAUGCGUCAAGGUGUAAUGUAUGAGUGGUGAUCUGCGAAGAGGCAGCGGAUUUGUGAAUGUUUUGUGCCCGUGUUGUAGGGAUGUAUCUUUGCAGCUUCUAGUGUUGGUAUGUACAGCUUGUAUCUAUCCGGUUGUAGCUAGUCUGUAUGUAGUCCUUUUGUGUAUGCCUGAUUGCUUUGGUUCUGACUUAAGGUCCAGAGGUUUUGAUCUGAUUUAGAUGCAUGCACCCUGUUAAACCAAGACCUUAAAAUAUGAAGAUGAACAGUGUAAAGUACAUAUUUGUCACUUCAUUUAUCAAAUGUGAAUGAACAAUCAUAUUGGUGUUUUA